Molecule: messenger RNA, 760 nt
Organism: Peromyscus californicus insignis
Lineage: Eukaryota; Metazoa; Chordata; Mammalia; Rodentia; Cricetidae
Exons: 2
Coding region: 122-760 (212 amino acids)
Source: RefSeq, a predicted model, not a curated record
GAUUACAUUACACGAAUAUUCCUCCUCCUCUUUAACUCUUUGAAAUCCCCUGUCCUCAGGAAAUAUUCCUACCACCUCUAAUGGAAGCGUUUCCACUUUCUAUACCCUCGUGCCUGUUCAGAUGGCCGAACAGCGAGCUCACCCCACACUGCUGGACAAGUUACUGUUCAGCCACACCCCCACCACCCCGAAAGAAGUUGACUUCAUAAUUUCCACACUAAAAUUGUUCAUCUGCCCCAGGAGAGAGCCAGCUAGGCAGGAGGCAGAGACAUCGGGGAUGGAGAAGAUGGGUGGAAAGCAUCUUUGGAAAGCAAAGGUCCUGUUUCUUCACUGGAUCACUGACAACCGCAGUCUCGGCUGGAGGAGAGGUGAGGCUCACACCCAGCAGUCCUGGACCAUUUCCCUAGCAACGGGAGGAGAAAGGCUGCUUAGACACUCGCGAGCCCCAGCGUUCUCCUGGAACGUGCCCCGGCUCCGUAGCGUGGCAGCCACACGGCAUCUUCCCGUGGCUCCGUCAGCAGCCAAAAGGAGAAGGGUCCAUCGGAAAAAUGGCAUAUUACAAAUUUUGCUUUGGGAAGCAGAGCUCGGUUCAGACCAUUGUCAAAGGGAAGAGAGGGGGAGGCGGUUCUUAAAGCAGCCGCGGCCCCUUUGCCGCCCAGCAGCAGCAGCAGCAGCAGCAGCUCUGGAGCGUGCAGCGGAGCCCCCGGGGCGGAGAGCUGGUAAUCCGGGACUGGAUCUGACUUUCAGAAACUUAACCUAG